Molecule: messenger RNA, 831 nt
Organism: Oryzias melastigma (Indian medaka)
Lineage: Eukaryota; Metazoa; Chordata; Actinopteri; Beloniformes; Adrianichthyidae
Gene: ube2d4
Product: ubiquitin-conjugating enzyme E2D 4 (putative)
Exons: 7
Coding region: 277-720 (147 amino acids)
Biological process (GO): ubiquitin-dependent protein catabolic process; protein polyubiquitination
Cellular component (GO): nucleus
Molecular function (GO): ubiquitin conjugating enzyme activity
Source: RefSeq, a predicted model, not a curated record
UGGGAAACGUCUCGCGAUACUUACAGAUUGACAAGAUCCAAGAAGAGUAGAAAUCGGAGAAGGGGAUAGCAAAAUAUCUUGUUUUUGUUGUGUUUUAAAGGAGGGACAAAUAAUUUAAUACUAAUUGUGUUGUCUAUAUAUCGACCCAAUCUUUAUUUUCGUUGCAUAUCAUUUAUUGUUCAGAGAGAUUUCAAAGUACGCGGCCACACAGUUCAAAUUGUAUGUUUGUGGUGCUAACUGUUAGCUGAUAGGCUAACUGGUAUAGCCAUUGAAGCAAUGGCGUUGAAAAGAAUUCAGAAGGAACUCUCAGACCUGCAGAGGGACCCCCCUGCCCAAUGCUCUGCUGGACCCGUUGGAGAUGAUUUGUUUCAUUGGCAGGCAACAAUAAUGGGUCCAAGCGACAGCCCAUAUCAGAGUGGAGUGUUUUUCCUCACCAUUCACUUCCCAACAGAUUAUCCUUUCAAACCACCAAAAGUUGCAUUUACAACAAAAAUUUACCACCCUAAUAUCAACAGUAAUGGAAGUAUUUGUCUGGAUAUACUGAGGUCACAGUGGUCGCCUGCACUCACAGUAUCAAAAGUUUUAUUGUCCAUCUGCUCUCUUCUUUGUGAUCCAAAUCCCGAUGACCCACUGGUACCAGAGAUUGCCCAUACGUACAAAGCUGACAGAGAAAAGUACAACAAGUUAGCAAGAGAAUGGACACAGAAGUAUGCAAUGUGAGAACACCAGCAAUAUCAAAACACGGUUGAGAACAAAAGAACCAAAUGAGCAACAAAGGGGAAAACAAACAAAUAAAAUAGUUACAAUAACCCUCAGUGAGGUACAGUGCCA